Molecule: messenger RNA, 4081 nt
Organism: Octopus bimaculoides (California two-spot octopus)
Lineage: Eukaryota; Metazoa; Mollusca; Cephalopoda; Octopoda; Octopodidae
Biological process (GO): response to oxidative stress
Molecular function (GO): heme binding; peroxidase activity
Source: RefSeq, a predicted model, not a curated record
AUGACGGUCAGUUAUGACAAACCAAAAAUAUAUGGAAAGAGUGGAGGAUUAUUACCAAACGCUCGUGUUGUUGGGUGCAAUCUAUUUAGCGAACCUUUCAACGCAAAAUGUCUGUCAAAACUGAGUCUUUUUACUGCAUUCUUCUCUCAGGCGAUUUCCCAUGAUUUGUCUGACACAAGUCGACCAUCAAAUAUUGAUUGCUGUGGUGGCCCAUUGAGGAACAAAUCAAUAUGCUUUCCCAUAGUUUAUAGCAGUCACUGUCACCUGGAUAAAUGUAGUGGUUACUACUAUUCAUAUUAUGGCUUCCCGAAUUACUACCAAAAUGGUCGUUAUCUUCUUCGUUAUCCUUCUCAUUAUCCACUUCAUUAUCCAACUCAUUAUCCACCUCGUUAUCCUCUUCAUUAUCCCAUUCGUUAUCCCCUUCGCUAUCCACUUCGUUACCCAUUUCAUCAACAAUCAAUUCAUAUCAGUCAGAAAAACAACCAUAACUUAAACUUGCAUCUGAAUCAAAAUCAUCACCACCACCAUCACCAUGGUGACCAUUAUCUUGACCUGCACUUUUACAACCAACACUAUCCCCAUUAUUACCCCAGCAAAACCCCUUAUAAUUACCAUCUUGGGCCAUAUGGGAAAAAAUUCAGUGAAUCUCACAGUCAAACAUCACAUAGUCACACUCGGGUGUCUCAUACUCGCACUCAGUUGAGUCCCACUCAUAUCCAUGCAUUACACAAGCAUGUACGUUUAUUGCACGCUCAUUCACACUUGGCGCACAAACUCAGUAGCCUGCUGCACACAUUGCACAGUCACACUUCGCACAGUCACACAUCGCACAGUCACACUUCGCACAGUCACACAUCAAACAGUCACACAUCACACAUUCACACUUCACACAGUCACACUUCACACAGCCAAACAUCACACAGCCAAACAUCUCAUAGUCACACUCACACCCCUCAUACCUUCUUAAACUUGCCACACUACUAUACAGACACUCAAGAUCCCUCUCUGGGUCAUCAUUAUCCCUAUGAUCUUUACUCUUCUAAAACAAACACCUUUCACACCUUUUCAGACCCUUAUUAUUCUAAACCAAGCAAAUUUCAUGGUGAUGUAACCCAAACUUACAAUAAUGAUGGUUACUUAAUUCGUUAUAAAAGAUCUGUUUCUAAACCCUCUCUUCCUAAACCUAAAUCUCAUAACUAUCCUAAUAAGCACCCUCAUCAUGCUAAAUAUUAUUACCCUCAUGGUCCUAAAUAUUAUCCCCAUCAUGGUUCUAAAUCCCAUUCUCAUCAUGGCUCUAAAUAUUCUCACCAUUAUGUUUCUAAGCUGCUCCAUUCUAAACACUACAAACAUCUUUAUUCUAAACCCUAUUACCUUUCUGGUAAAGGGCGUCCUUCCAGUCUCAGAUCUCACCCAUAUACUCAACCCUACCCAAAACUUUAUUAUCCUUAUGACUACGGAUAUCUUUACCCUUCUAAAAUUAAUUACCUUCACCCCUUUUCAGACCAUUACUAUUCUAAACCAAGCAAAUUUUAUGAUUAUGGAACCCAAUUUUACUUUCCCCGUUAUAAAAGAUCUAUUUCUAAAUCUCCUCUUCCUCAUGACUUUGUACACCAUUUAGUUGAUAAACAUCAUCAUCAUGUUAAAUCUCAUCCUCAUCAUGUUAAAUCUCAUCAUCAUCACAUCUCUAAAGUUUAUCGCCAUCAUGGUCCUAAAUAUUAUCCCCAUCAUGGUCCUAAAUAUUAUCACCCUCAUGGUCCUAAAUAUUAUCCCCAUCAUGGUCCUAAAUAUUAUCACCCUCAUGGUCCUAAAUAUAAUCCCCAUCAUGGUCCUAAAUAUUAUCACCCUCAUGGUCCUAAAUAUUAUCGGCAUCAUGGUCCUGUGCCCCUCCUUCAUAAACACUACAAACAUCCUUAUUCUGGACCCCAUCGCUUUUAUCGUAAAGGACACCCAUCCAAUUUCAGAUCUCACCGAUACCCACAUCACUAUGAAUUCCCUUAUUAUUGGAAUCCCUACUACAUUCCUGAAUAUAACUAUUAUAGAGGAUCUUACAACCCAAAAGCUCCACAGUCCAAAUUAAUUUCUUUGCAAAAAAGGGAUGCUGGUUCUUUUGAAAGAUAUAAGAGAUCUGCUAAUGAAAACUCAUAUCCUUCAAAACUCCACCAACAUUAUCCCUAUGGAGACUCUUACUCAUUGAAACUCUACCCCACUCAUCACUAUGGAAGCUCUUACUCUUAUAAACACUAUGACCCUCACCACUAUGGAAGCUCUUAUCCAUCAAAACCCUACGAUUAUUACCCCUAUGGAAGCUCUUACUUAUCAAAAUCUCACUAUUAUUACCCCUAUGGAAGCUCUUAUCCAUCGAAACCACUAUGGAAGCCCACUCACUACUAUGGAAACUCUUACUCUUAUAAACACUACGACCCUCACCACUAUGGAAAACCCUACCACCUUCAUCACUAUGGCGACCUUUACUCUUCUAAACCUCACUAUCUUCACCACUAUGGAAGCUCUUACAAAGCACCAUGUAAGAAAUCUUGUAUAAAUCUUGUACGAUCAUCAAAGUCACCAUUUAUCAACACUGUUCGAGAACAAGUGAAUGAGGUGACCUCGUUCUUGGAUGGCUCCUUUAUUUAUGGAACACACGACCUGAGAGAACUGCAGCUAGGAAAAUAUGGAUUGCUGAGAACAUCUGAAUGCUUAAGUUUACCAUUUCCACCAAUAAGUAAAUACAAGAAUAAUCACUACUACAAACAUUCAACACCGUACCCCUGCUUCAAAACAGGAGACAGCAGAGAUAGCAGUAAUGUCAACCUUAUUGUCCUCCACACAAUAUUUCUACGAGAACACAACAGAAUUGCCUGGAAACUUCACUUGUUGAAUCCCCACUGGAAUAAUGACCAGUUGUUUUAUACAACACGAGAUAUAAUCGGUGCCAUACUUCAACACAUAACAUACAAUGAAUACCUACCGGUCAUCCUUGGUUAUAAAACAAUGAAAAGUUUGAAACUUACCAGUGGUUGUAAAUACCAUUACAACGACAAACUAAAUCCAUCCAUCAUAAACUCUGUUGCAACUGCAGUAUUCCGUUUUAGCCAUUUCAUGCUUCGAGCCAAUAUUUUAUCAUACUAUGAUAACAAAGGUGCUCCAGUAUGUCACUUGAAAGAUAAUUUUGUGCUCUUCAAAAAACAUCCAUUGAUAUGCUCUAAAAAGAAGUAUUACUUCCGAUUUAGCAGCCUUAUAAAGAGUACAAAACCACUCUUGAAGACCAUUACUCGUUUCCCGAACUUCCUCAGAGGUCAGUUAAACCAACAUGCACAGAAGGUUUCAGCUUUCAGAAUUGAUGGAUUGGGUGAUAUUUUCUCCAAAAACCAAUUUGAUCUUGGCAGUGUCUUCAUACAAAAGGGAAGAGAUCAUGGUUUGCCCGGUUACACUCAUUACAGGAAGUUGUGUGCAUCCUUUUAUGAUAAAUAUGUUCCUGUGAAGAGUUUCUCGGAUUUGGUCAACCAUCCUUUGUUUGUUAGAAAGAAACUGAAGACACUUUACAAAUGUGUGGAUGAUAUUGAUUUGUUAGUUGGUGGAAUAACAGAGACACCAACAAAUGGUGCUGUCUUUGGACCACUCUUCCAAUGUCUAAUGGGAACUCAGAUGUUUAAAUUAAAGUUCGGUGAUAGGUUUUGGUACCAAAACCACAGAUUCACUCCAGCACAAUUGGCAUCAAUAAGCUCAGUGAAGAUGAGCAGAAUUAUCUACGAUAACACAAACGUCAGAGACAUUCAACCAAACCCAUUCUACGUGCCACAUUGUUAUGGAUAUGAGUGUGGAUAUAACCGAAAAUAUUUCCCUUUCAAACCAAUUGAUUUGACUCCUUGGAAAGAGUAUUAUUAAUGGAAGUUUAAGAAAAACACUUUAUUCCCUGUAAAGACGACUUGACUCAGAUGGAAAUAAUGGAUUUUUAUAUAUAUAUAUAUCUUGCUUUUAAAUGAAUUAACAUUUUGAGAGGGUUGCAUCAAUUUUUCUUCUUUUGAUGUCAGAAUCAAGUAAUUGUAGAUCUGGUUUAAAAUAAAGUUUUGUUUUGCCCUUA